Messenger RNA from Monoraphidium neglectum, 171 nucleotides. RefSeq lists its product as hypothetical. The transcript has 2 exons. The record is from RefSeq and is a predicted model, not a curated record. Bases 1 to 171 code for a protein of 56 amino acids. Lineage: Eukaryota; Viridiplantae; Chlorophyta; Chlorophyceae; Sphaeropleales; Selenastraceae.
AUGCAGGUCAACUCUGCCAAAGUCGAGAUGGGCGCUCAUCAGUAUGCCAAUGUCAGCGACCCCCUCUCUCACCCUCUGGAUGACGUGCUGGUUAUAAAUCACUAUGUGGUGCGCAGCCUUGAGGAGUUCAAGUUCAAGAUCACCCGCGGCAGCGCCAUGACGAGCGGGUGA